CGGACCUCUUCGGCAGGCCCAUCACCCGCGACAAAUGCCCUCGCACAUUUUCACAAUAUUGUCAACCAACCUUUUAUUUUCGAGAUUCUUACUAAGUAGAAAUAACUAUCGUGUUGUCAGGACCUACAUCAACGCGUCUCCUUCAUCUGGCUGGUAAGCGCAAACAUCCACGUAAUGCAGAAUGUGACUUCACAACUGACUCCAAUGACAAUGAAAAACUAACACUAGUACACGUCCAUCAUGUGAUUGUUAGAUGGCAGUCAAAGAACCGAGUACCAUGUCCUGCAAAGGAAAAGUAAUCAUGCUGAUUGAGGAAACGAACCAAGAAUAAACGGAAACGAACCAGCACGCUGCAAAAUGUCGAUCCACCGUCCGCGAGCGCGUUCAAUCGCGAUUGACGCUGCCCUCGAGUAAUCAUAAUUGCUUUCGUAUGUUCUUGCCAUCUGCUCAAUAUCCUUGUCCUUCAAGUUGAGAAAGUACCGUUGAGCAGAUUGUUUGCAGUGAUGAUUAACAACUUCAACUACUCGUCUCGUCACUCCGACAACGAGCACUCAAUCUCCUCCAAGUAAUGCCAUUGUAUCUGAUCAACUUCUACAGUCUUUCGCCCAAAGGGUUGGUCGAGUUAACGCAGUUUGGAGGGUCGCGGUAUCGACCAGGCACUGUACCGGAUCAGGUUCGGCAAAGACAUUCCGCUGCAAACAGUCGGCGAGUGCAAACCACACAAGGGGGAAAACGACGCGGCGCAAAUACUCCCAGUCCACUGAAGCGAUUGCGUGCUGCUGCCUCAGUCGGAUCCGGGUUCGACGCCAGUAUCUACUCCGACCCGAACAAAUCGCCGCUGAAGCGGAGCCCCUCGCGUGGCAGCCCAUCCAAAAAACACCAAAUACGACAUGGUAGUGUAGUUGUACUAGUUAUUUACGUGUACUUUUAACAUCUUGGAGAAUUUGGAAGUUUCUUCUUGAAGAAGACUUAGAAGAAGAUUUUGAUUUUCUUACUUUCAAUUUACCACAAACACGAAGAUACAAGAUCCAUUUGCAUUUUCCAAUUUACUGUGCCAUCACUUCUCCACCAGGUGACACAUGGCUCUUUGAUGCAGUGUCUCGGAUCGCAGGGGAAAGGACGAGCAGCGAGCAACAACGGCUAGGCCUGUUUCAUCUGAAAGACCCAAGGAAAGUUGUGCAGGGUACUACAGGAACUUGUGAUCAUACGGAGCCAUCAAAAUCAAUAAUUCCAUCUGCUUAAUUUUUACCCCCGAUUGAAAUGUUUAUGACAAGUAUCAUCUCUACACCAGUAGGUAAUUAUGAGCUUUGUCAUCGCCAAUGCGAAUGCGUGUAUCCUCGUCCACACUGGUUGCAGGUAGUAAUCGCGAGCUCGAGAGUCGUAGUAGAUCCCGGAGCCAGAGCUCAGUUAGUGCCGCUGAGUUACUACGGAAGGCAGACCUCGCGUUGAUCUCGAAGAUCGAACAACUUCAGCAGGGUGAGAUUGGGCAAUUUGGAAACGGGACCUUUACAGAUGAAGAUCCUACUCGCGCAGGGACGUCGGCUUUGGAGUACCACUCGCGUGGCCUCACUUUCCUUCUGAACAGAAGGAGAGACAUCGCAGACCUGCUUUCGGCGACGAGUCUAGAGAAGCCCGGUGCCAUCAAGAAAGAAGGCGUACCAGGCGGGGCCGCAUCGUCUUCGUCCACUGCAACAUCGACAACACUCCCUGCAUUGACCGAUGAGGGGGAUUCGAGCAGUAGCGCAGGAGAGGAAGCUGGUGGAGGGACGAUGAUGAAUUUUCCCCGUCCGGCAACAACUGCGGCUACGAUGCGCAGUACCUCUGAAACCGUCGCGGCAGUGUCAUCUACUUCCGCGAAUACAAGUACACUGAGCGUUCCUUCUACUUCUCAUGGCGGUGUUGGAGAAGGAGGUCCAAGAAACAAGGCCGGUACUGGGUCAGGGCAUACUACUCGCGAUCGCCCGCCAGGGACAGCGCCAGCCGCAUCGACGAAUCUGGAGCAGAGUACAAAAAUAGCUGACAUUUUGCGCGAGGGGCGACUGCGAAGAGAGCAGAUAGCCAGGAAUCUCUUCGGAGCCCCCGCUGCUGCUCGCGUGCGACGGGAGCUCUUUCCACGCAAUAGUACGACGGGGAGCACUGAUGUGAACUACCCACAACAAGUGCUAGUUUCAUCUAACGCCGACAACAUCAUGUUGCUACCGAGUACCACAGUCCCGGACAUGGCUCCGAACAGCAAGACCAGCAACACCGCUACAGCCGCAGACGCUGGCGAGGGUGGCGCCUCCUUGGAGGUAGAGAGGCCAUCGACGUCCAGUCAUGGAAGUAUCUUCGUGCCAGGCUCAGAGCAUGGGCGAAUCGAAUAUCAACCGUCAGUGAAGUCACGACCUGCAUCGGAACGUGUGCGUCCUGCUCAAAACAAGCCCAGGACCACGAGUCUUAGCAGUCCAGCCGUAGAUUUUGUGCCCAUCGACGACGAGCCAACAGAUCCUGACGUAGCAGCUUCAGCAGGGGAUCAAACGCAAAAGCCUCAAACCAAACCUAUUACUACGGAACCAUCUUCAACAUCACCUACAACUACUAGCGCUGAAAAACUCCAGCUUCCGGCAGCUUCCGAACUGACCACGACUCGUACAACUGACCGAGUACUAGCUUCCGCUACAGCCGACGCGCUUCUACCAACUCCCACUUCCGGCUUACAUGACCCUUCCGUGUCGCAGGUGACGACUGUGGGAAAAUUCGCUUCGGACUUCCAAGACGUUGGGGAGAAGACCCUCAAUCGCUCAGAGCAUCACUUGCCUGAAGAAGAUACCACUAGUCCAGUCCGACCAGCAGAAUCAACAACACCAGUCGCGGGAUACCCGCAUGUUCUUGUCAUCAACAAUUCCUUUGAUGCACAGAGGCCCGGCACAACGGCGUAUAGCACCCGUCGGCCUGCCACACAGGCUGGAGGACUAGUAAAAUUCGCUGCAGCUCCUGGCAGCUCGCCUCAGAAAGUACUAGGUGGUAGAACUUCUGCUUCGUCCUCUGGCGUGGAUCCGCGAUCAUACAACCUAUAUGCGACAAUGAGUGAGCGCGUAUCAACUGCACCGGCUCUGGCGGCUGCGCUAUUGGGGACUAGGCGCGCAGGAGGUGGAGCGCAGCGUGGCCUUCGCGGCGCCGCAGGUGGCUCACAUCCGUCUCAAUCUACUGGUGCUAAGAGGAAGUCCGUAGCGUCGCGUGGCAGACCGAGCAGUCACCUCUUCUAUGCAGAGGGUAGUUGUACCUCUGAGGAGACGCACAUGGUUUCUUUCGGUGGAGAGUCCAGGCGAAGUGACUUGUUCUCUCCAGGCAAAGCGGCCGCGAAAAACCGACAAAUCCUCGACGUCUACACCAAUACUAGUAAUCGCCGAGGUGGAGGGGCCAAUACUAGCACAUCAUCUUCAGGCCCUGGGUGCGCAUCUUCACAACUUGUAAGUCCACAAGUAGUUUCCAAGAUGAGUACUAGAGCAGGAAGUCGAAGUGGAAGCUCUUCGUCCGGAGGGAUGAAAGCAGUACGUAGUGCAGGUUCCCUCUUCAUGCGAAACAACUCGCUAGGAGGAGGUCUGUUUGCUGGUGAAGACGCGCCUCAGUUGCUGCAACUCGCGUCGAUUGCCGAGAACUCGUCUAGCAAGGGCUCCGCUUCGGAGGAAGAGAUUGUAGAAACUGGUGGUGCGCCUCGUCGUCGCGCUAUCUCAGUAACCGCGACAACAACAGCAGUACGUCGGAAUCCACCCCAAGGGCGUCGGUCACUGCAGGAGCAGAACCAUUAUCCACCUGGUUAUGGGGACGGCUCGCGCUCGGAAGCUGAAGAUAAUGCGGGUGUGGAGAUGAACCUGCAAGUUCUACAGAAUGUCGAGACAUCAGCCUCCGCAAAUGCUAAGCGCAACGCUUUCCGUGAGUUCCGUCAGGGAAGCUACUUUCGCGACUGGACAACCUCGGAGAAACCAUUAUAUUCCUACAAUAUCGGGGCGGCGGGCCACGCACCGAAACAGGACAUUGCAACGGCAGUUCAGAGAAUCAGAGAGGAAACGAAACAAAACAUUACGCGUCUCCGAAAGCAAAAGAUACAUGCUGCACUCGAGCCAGUUGUAGCAUGAAGUAAGCACAACUUCUAAGUACACUUUUUUUCCUCUGCUGUAUCUGUCGAAAGUUCGAUACUAUUAUCUGCCUUUAAGUACUAGAAGAAAUGGUGUAGUAAAACGUCGAGAGCCAGUUGUACAUUAGAUUUAGAAGAUUAACCAAAUCAUUUGGUUAAUCUUCUAAAUGUUGAUGAAGAUUAACAGCUCAGAUAAUCGAAAAAUUGGACUACGAAACGAUAAUGAGAACCACAGAUGAUUGUUGCAUGAUCUUUUUUAGCUCUACCCUUCCAAGAAGUUAUUUCUAAUUCCACAUUUGCAAAUAUCAUUAGCCAACACAGAUUUGACAACGAUGAACUCAACCAAAAGCUUGAUUGAAAUCGUAUAUCAGAUUAAGUGAAUUUGAAUGAAUAGAACUGACUUUUAACGCAUGACGAAGACAAAAUAUACAGAAUGAAGAUUAUUUUGUUUUACAUUUACUCUUGAAUAGAACCUCCAGCACAACAGAUACAGAAAGGAUAUCUGCAUUAAGCAUGUCCCUGCUGUUGAUUUCUUGGUUUCUUGUUCUUGAUAAAAGCUUGAUCUUGAUUGAAACUAUCACGAUUGCGAAUCGAUCGACACUAUAGAAAAGCGUAGACGGGCUCUUGUUAUUUGUUGUGAAAAAGAUACCGACACAAUUACAAAUGCGGAACUUCUCCAAGUCAAUAGUACUUAAUACCAUUACAUGACUGACACUUCUGACGUUAUCCAUGUAAGUAUAAUUUUACCUUUAAAAUUAAAGCACGACUACCAGGAUGGAAUAAUCGCUAAUGCUUGCCCUUGCACUCGUGUGCGUCACAAUUCGUACGAGAAAGCAAGACGUUAAUGUACAGCCGUAUCCCUGCUAGAAGAGAAACCUGUACCAGACGAGGAAGAAAUAGAAAAAACAGUAAUUCUGGUAAACGCGCCUGCCCGAAUUCAUACUCAUGGUCAUUCUUAAUCAUGCUGGUUCAGGG
Amoebophrya sp. A25 is the source of this 5089-nucleotide messenger RNA. NCBI's taxonomy places the organism in Eukaryota, Dinophyceae, Syndiniales, Amoebophryaceae. The record is from the annotation of a GenBank genome assembly.